AUGGUGCGCUUCAAGCACGUGGGGAAGAAGAGGAAGAAGGAGGAGGCCGCGGCCGCAGCCGCCCCGCCGCCCAAGCCAGCCUUCCUGCUGCUGCACCGGGCCGGGCAAGCAGCCGAGGACGGUGCGUCGCUCUUCCGCCGGCAACCGGAAAGGAAAUUUAAGCCGCGGGCACAGGUGCUGAGCAAGGCGGCGGCCGCCACGGGCUGGCUGGCCAGGAAGCUGCUGUCGCGGCGCGGGCGGCUGACGGGGGGCAGCCGGGCAGCUGACACAGCCUGGUUGUCCCGCAUCGGCGCCAAGAAGCUGCCGUUCCCUGCAGAAGAAGAGAUCCUCAGGCACCGAGCCAACAUGAGGCGGCUGCCGGCCGGCAGUGGGCCCGCGGCUCCCGUUGCUGAGCGGCGCAGCAGCAUGGCGAGGCGCACGUCCUCCCAGCGGCGGUUGCAGCACGGCAGGGCCACGGGGACGCCUGCCCCGCGCUACGGGUGGGCCCAGGAGGAACAGGGUGCGGCCUAUGGACGCCGGCAUGGGUAUGGCAAGGAGGAGCAGGAGGGGCCCUAUGGGAUCCGUCAUGGAUACGCCAAGGAGGUGCCAGGUGGGGCCUAUGGCCGCCAUCUUGGCUACGCCAAGGAGGGUGAUGGACCCUAUGGCCGUCGGCGUGGAUAUGCCGAGGAGGAGGAGGAGGAACCCUAUGGCCUGCAGCACGGAUAUGAGGAUGAGGAGGAAGACUACAUGCACUCACCCACUGCAGCUUACCCACCAGGGUAUGGCUUUGAGGACGCGGUGCCGACCCACUACGUUGAUUACCCUGGCUAUGAGACAGAGGAUGAGUACGGAUUCGAUGGAGGGUUUUGGGAUGAGAAUGAGCCGCUGGAGCACCCCUAUGGCUACUUGGAGCCCGAGGAUGAGGACUAUGGGUCCCCGCUCCACCUCUACGACCCUUACAGCAGUGACCCAGAGUACAGCGAGGAGGUGACAGGACCCUUUGGUUACAGGAAGGACCCCUAUGAGGACUUUGGGGAGCCCCUUGGCCUCACGGCUGGAGGGUACAUGGGGGAUGAGUACCCCGAGCACCGCAUCCAGUACAGUGAGGGUGGGUGGGCACCACGUACCCAAUCUUCCUGCAAUCCCUACGCUCUGGGGCUGGACGAGAUAUCAGAGGCCGAGGAACCAGAAGAUUGGCAGGAGGAAGACAGGGACUAUCCCUUCUCCAUCCUCAGCACCUCCUCGCUGAAGGGCAUGCGGGACACGCUGUCCUCCAAGCUCUCCCUCAACAGGAAAUUCAGGCUCUUCCCAAGGCCCCAGGUAAAGCUGUUUGGCAGGGACCGCCUGGACAUCUCCCUGCCUCCAUCCCCGCACCGCGAUGAGGAUGACUACGAUGAGUAUGAGCCGCCAGCCACCAGCCCCAAAGCAAACCGGGGGGGCCGGGUGUCAGCAGCACGGGUGUGUGGGAGCCCUUUGGGGCAGUUCCUGCAGCGUUCCCUUUCACAGCUCCAGCCCCUCGGCCGUGCGCUGCGGGGCGUGGGGAAUCCCUGGGACCGCGGUGCUCCCCAGCCCUCUUACAAGCGCUUUGGCCACGGGACAGAGCGUGCCGGGUCAGUGCGGGUGGGUGGCAGCCGGGAUCCCCCGCCCCGUGAACCGGGAGCUUCACGGCCGUCCUCUCUCCGCAAUCCCUUUGUAAACCCCAUGCGCUCCCUAUCGCCACCACCAGCCCAGCAGCACCCCAGCAGCGUGCGAGGUGAGCGGCCGCGGCGCUCCGUGUCUUUCGGGGCCAGCUUCCGCCGUGAGCCCCCUGCUGUGCCGCGGGCACCCCCAAAUGCCGCGCCGCCAGCUCCAGCAGCACGGCAUUCGGGGGUGUCGGGGAGACCCCUGACCCCGCGGCCGUCACGGCGGUGCAGCUCUCCUGGGGUGAGUCCCCCGGGACGGCUCCCCGCGGCCUGGCCUCGGCAGCCGGAGCCCCCCACCAAGGCUGUGAAGCCUCUGAUGAGGAGCUCCUUCCUUGCACCGCCCUCACGCCCCGGCAGCCGCCGACUCAACCCUUCCUGGGAGGAAGCCCCCGGCAUGGAGCUGCCUCCCUGGCAGAGCACGCCCCCACCGCCCAGCCCUGCGUCUGGGACCCCCAAAUCCUUCAUCCAGCGCAUCGGGCAGCCCCUCGCUGGCAUGGCCCCGCGCUCGCCACCGCCAAGGCCGCCUCCUGCCGAAUCCGGGGGACGCAGCCCAUCCCCGGGACGGAUCCGUCACGUGGGGCAGUCCCUGGCGUCGCUGAUCGUGGGGAGCAUGCCCUCCUCCAAAGCUCCCUCGUCCCCACCGCCUGCCCGCCGCCCCCUUUCUCGCUCGCCCUCCCCACCGAGACGCGCGUCCCGGAGAAAUGUGGGCACCCCCAGCUCUCCGAGCCCCAAUGUGGGGAGCCCCCAUCUCUCUUCCUCCCCUAGCGCCCGCCGCCGCAGUCCCCCACCCCGCGGCCGCAUCCCCGGCUCGCCCCCCAUCCUCCGCCGCAGCUUCCGUGCCCCCGAGCCUGCGGAGAGCGAGGCCGUGGCUGGGGAGGACGGCGCUGGGCGCUACGCGGUGGUGACGCCGCAGAUCCAGAGGUUGGGCUCCUUCCGGAGGGCGUCCCGCAUGUACAAGCAGCACUGGUCCAAGCAGCACGUCGUGCGGGUGCGGGAGAUGCCCGACGCCUGGACGGCCGAGCAGGGCUACAGCCGGCACCCCGCCGAACGCGGGCGGCAGCGGGCGAGCCAGAGGGGAGCCGACAUCGGCCGGUACCUGGGCCAGCGCUCAGCGAGCGCCUGGAGGGACAGGCACCCCUGGGCGGACGGGUACCUGGGCAGCAAGCAGCCCUGGCGCAGCAAGAUGCAGUCGCUGUGCAGCCUGCCCAUCGUGCGCUACCAGGAGCCGCAAGAGGAGGAUGGGCUGGAGGACAUGACCCAGUUGGAGGACCUGCAGGAAGCCGCGGUGCUGAGCAACAUCCGCACACGCUUCGAGCGCCAGCUCAUCUAUACCUACAUUGGCAGCAUCCUGGUGUCGGUGAAUCCCUACCGCCUGUACAACAUCUACGGGAUGGAGCAGGUGCUGCAGUACGAAGGCAGGGCGCUGGGCGAGAACCCACCGCACCUCUUUGCGAUUGCAAACGUCGCCUACUCCAAAAUGAUGGAUGCCAAACACAACCAGUGUAUCGUCAUCAGUGGGGAGAGUGGCUCAGGGAAGACGGAGGCCACCAAGCUGAUCCUGCGCUACCUGGCAGCCGUCAGCCAGAAGCGCAGCACUGCACAGCAGAUCCUGGAGGCAACCCCGUUGCUGGAAUCCUUCGGCAAUGCCAAAACUGUGAGAAACGACAAUUCCAGCAGGUUUGGGAAAUUUGUGGAAGUCUUUCUGGAGGAUGGUCUGAUUUGCGGUGCCAUCACCUCACAGUAUCUGCUGGAGAAAUCCCGUGUGGUCUUCCAGGCCAAAAGCGAGCGCAAUUAUCACAUCUUCUACGAGAUGCUGGUGGGGCUGCCUGCCCAGCAGCGGCAGUGCUACUGCCUGCAGGGAGCUGAGACCUACUACUACCUGAACCAGGGUGGGAACUGUGAAAUCCCCGGCAAGGAUGAUGCAGAGGAUUUCCGCCGUCUGCUCAACACCAUGGAGGUGCUGGGCUUCAGUGUGGAUGAGCAGAACAGCAUCUUCCGCAUCCUCUCCUCUGUCCUCCACCUGGGAAAUGUCUACUUUGAGAAAUAUGAGACGGACUGCCAGGAGAUUGCAACAGUGGUGAGUGCCACAGAGAUCCGGACAGUGGCUGAGCUGCUGCAGAUCUCCCCCGAGGGCCUGCAGAAGGCCAUCACUUUCAAGGUGACGGAAACACUGCGGGAGAAGAUUUUUACCCCCCUGACUGUCGAAAGUGCCGUGGAUGCUAGGGAUGCCAUUGCCAAGACCCUCUAUGCCCUGCUCUUCGGCUGGCUCACCGACCGCAUCAACAAGCUGGUGUACCCACGGCAGGAUGCCCUUUCCAUUGCCAUCCUGGACAUCUAUGGCUUCGAGGACCUCAACUUCAACAGCUUUGAGCAGCUGUGCAUCAACUAUGCCAAUGAGUACCUGCAGUUCUUCUUCAACAAGAUUAUCUUCCAAGAGGAGCAGGAGGAGUACCUGCGGGAGCAGAUUGAGUGGAAGGAAAUCCCCUUCAAUGACAACCAGCCCUGCAUCGACCUCAUCUCCCAGAAACCCUACGGCAUCCUCCGCAUCCUGGAUGACCAGAGCUGCUUCCCCCAGGCCACGGAUCACACAUUCCUGCAGAAGUGUCACUACCACCAUGGGACCAACCCGCUGUACACCAAGCCGAAGAUGCCGCUGCCCGAGUUCACCAUCAAGCACUACGCGGGGAAGGUGACCUACCAGGUUCACAAGUUUUUGGAUAAAAACUAUGACCAGGUCCGUCAGGACGUGCUGGACCUGUUCAUUAGCAGCAGGACCAAGGUGGUGGCCAACCUGUUCUUCAGCCAUGCCCAGGUGCUGGCCCGGCAGAGGAGCCUGGUCAGGAGGAGCAGCACCAGGACGCGGCGUUACAAGGCUCCCACUGUGGCUGCACGGUUCCAGCAGUCUCUCCUGGACUUGGUGGAGAAAAUGGAGAGGUGCAACCCCUUCUUUGUGCGCUGCCUCAAACCCAACAACAAGAAGGAGCCAGGACUGUUUGAGGCUGAUGUGGUCAGCAGCCAGCUGCGCUACUCGGGUAUCUUGGAGACCAUCCGCAUCCGCAAGGAGGGCUUCCCCAUCCGCAUCCCUUUCUUCGUCUUCAUCGACAGGUACCGCUGCCUGGUCGACAUGUGGUCCAAUGUUGUUCCCAAUGGGGCCAACUGUGUGGAAAUGCUGAGGAACCUCUGCCCCGUCAACCCCAGCAUGUACUAUGUCGGCGUCAGCAAGCUCUUCCUGAAGGAGCAGCUGUACCAGGCACUGGAGAGCAAGCGUGCCCGUGCCCACCACCUGGCUGCACUCACACUGCAGCGCUACGCCCGCACCUUCUUCAUCAAGAAGCGCUUCCGCUCCCUGCGCCGAAAAAUCGUCCUGCUGCAGAGCCGGGCACGUGGCUACCUGGCCAGGCAGCGGUACCGCCGCAUGAGGCACACGCUCAUCAAGUUCAGGUCGCUGGUACACAUCUAUGUGAACCGCCGGCGGUACCUCAAGAGGAAGGAGGAUGCACGCCGGCGGGCAGAGGAGGAGAAGGAAAGGAUGAAGCAGGAGCUGACAAGGAGGGAGGUGGUGGAUGUGACACACCUGGAGAUCCCUGCUGAGCUGAUGGGGCUGCUGGAGGCCGCGGCAGCUGCCCGUGAGGUGAACGCCAGCUGUGUGGUCCUGGUGCCACCACCAGCAUUGCAGCCUGACUCCCAGCUCACCCUGCCCCUCGACAUCAAUGAUUACUCCAUGGCCAAGUACGUGCGGGGCCACUUCCAGGAGCCGGCCUUUGGGAUGCUGACGGCCCCACUGGUGGCCCCGCUCACCCGGCUGGAUAAGGAGCUGUGCCAUGAAGCACUCAGCCUCUUCAAGUUGAUCCUGCGCUUCAUGGGUGACCCGGGGCUGGGUGGCAAGCAGGAGACUCUUUUUGGCAACUACAUCGUGCAGAAGGGGCUGUCGGCACCGGGGCUGCGGGAUGAGCUGCUGGCACAAGCAGCCAACCAGGUCUGGCGCAACACCAACGUCAACAAUGAGGAGCGGGGCUGGCUGCUGCUGGCUGCCUGCCUCAGUGCCUUCCCCCCAUCCGCCGCCUUCGACAAGUACUUGCUGAAGUUUGUCUCCGACUACGCCUUUGCUGGCUACAAGCCGGUGUGCCAGCGCAAGCUGAUGCACGCCAUGGCACGGUCCCAGCUGGGUGCCCGUGCUUACCCACCCUCACUGCUGGAGUGGACAGCGAACCGGCGGCAAGCCAGCAUGGCACUGCAGCUCUUCUGCUUCAAUGGCGACCAAUUCUCCUGCCCCGUGCACUCCUGGAGCACUGGUGAGGACCUGGCAGGAGAUGUUCUGAAGCACAGCAGGGGGCUGGUGGAGGGCUGGCGCGGGUGGUCCGUGGCCAUGAAGGUGGGCACCCAGUGGGCUGAGCUGGCUGGCCAUGAUUAUGUCCUGGACCUCAUCUCCGACCUGGAGCUGCUGCAGGGUUUUCCCAAGCAGAAGUCCUGCUUCCUCAUUGCCUGGGACGGGGCGGGGAGCCGGGACCAUGCCAGCCGGGCGGUUCAUCCCAUGGAUUUGGAUGAAGUGCCGCCUCCUCCGGCUGUCAGAGCACCCACGCUGCCAUCGCUGGUGGAGGCAGAGGGGUACCCACCGCAUGACACCGACUUUGGGGAGCACAGAACCCAGAAGGGUUUGGAUCGGUACCUGGACAGCCUCUUUGACCCAGUGCUCUCCUAUGGCAACGGGGAGCUGGAGAAGCCUGCUGCCAUCGUGCAGAGGAUGAAGGGAGGCGGCAGCGUGGGAGGGGCGGACAGCAGUAGCGAUGCCAAGCAGCAGCAACCUGCCAUGCCCACUGACACGCAGCAGCCAAGGGGUGCGGAGCCAGCAUCACCCCCACAGAACCACACAGACCCCAGCCCACCAGGGGCCCCGGGCAGAGCAGCAGAGGGGGCACCCACACGAGCCCCACAGCCCCGGCCCUACUCACAGAAAGCAGCACCCACAGGCUGGCAGUGGAAUGGCGAGCCAGUGCAGCACUCCCGGCUGAACUCGGAGCACAUCCCACGGCCCACACACAACAUCCGUAACAUCAUCCGGCAGUGCCAGCCCACUUCACGUGGCCCCCAGCCCCACAGCAAGCUCUUUGGGAAGAAGCUGGAUCCCCACGAGGAAGCCUUGCAGAUCCUGAAGGAGCAGCUUUCAGCAGCCCGGGUGCCUGCGGCUGCGGGGAUCACGGAGGCUGUGGCUGAAGUGAAACCGGUCCCCGGUGGCAGGUACCAGAUGAGAGCACCAAUGGGGCGACUGGGAGCCUCCCGGCCUCCAGUCUUCGUGUCGAGGGAGCUCCCAUCUGAGGCACAGCAGGUGCAAACCCAGCUUCACCGCAGCUGCAGCGAGGACUUCUACACCUACUGCAAUGUGCCCUGGAAAAUAUACAUCCGCAAGGAGGUUUUCUACCCCAAGGACAGCUUCAACAACCCGCUGCUGCUGGACCUCAUCUUCCGGCAGAUCUUCACUGACACGCUCUCUGACACCUGCAUCCGCAUCAGCCCUGAGGAGCGGCUCCGCAUGAAAUCCCUCUUUGCGGAAAACAAGCUGGACUCCUUCAGCCCCGUGGCCACUGAGAGUGUCAAGAAGGAGAUUGUGACAGCCGCCCGGGACAGCUGUGAGGUUUAUUUCUCACGCCUCUUCCCUGCCACGGGCAGCGUGGGGACGGGCGUGCAGAUCCUGGCUGUGUCCCACACUGGCAUCAAACUGCUGCGGUUGGUGAAGGGCACCAACAUGCCUGGGGAGCAGCUGCGUGUGCUGCGGGUGUACAGCUAUGCAGACGUGCUCUUCGUGGCCACCCCGUCCAGGAACAUGUUGGAGUUCAACCUGAGCAGUGAGAAGUUCAUCCUCUUCUCCCCAAAAGCUCCUCAGGUGAAGGCCAUGGUGGAUCACUUCAUCACGGAGCUCAGGAAGGACUCCCAGUAUGUUGUAGCUGUGAGGAACUACAGCCCUGAAGAUGGGGCUCAGCUCAGCUUCCACAAAGGAGACAUCAUUCACCUGCAGCCACUGGAGCACCCCAAGAGAGAUCACUACUACGGCUGCGUGGUUCGCAAGAAGGUGAUGUACCUGGAGGAGCUGAAGACUGGCACCCAGGAUUUUGGGUGGAAGUUCGGGGCCAUCCAUGGCAGGUCAGGGCUCUUCCCGGCUGAGUUCGUCCAGCCCGUUGCAGCCCCUGACUUCGUCCACUUGCCAGCGGGGAAGAAGGAGGAGCCUGGGGACAAGAAGGGCAGGGUGGCAGCCUCAGGGGCCGUGGCCAUGGCUGUGGCUUCCACUGCUGUGGCACAGGAACUGGAUCGCAAAACUGAGGGGUCUCCAGCCAGCACCGCCUUCCCAGAGGGUCCAGAGGGUGACAGCAGCCAGCAGCUUGGGGACGGUGCAGAGAGCUGCUCCAUGCUGGCCUUUGCCAGGCGGUAUUUCCGUGCAGCACAGCGUGGGACCACGGAGUCCUGUGGGAGCAAGGGCAAGAUGGAUGGACCCAGCGGGAUGGAGAUGCUGAGGUUCACCAAGAUUCCCAUCCAGGAGUCGCUCAUUGAGUUCACGGAUAACAGCGUCAACAAACUGGCAACUGAGACUUUCCAAGCUGUGAUGAAGUUCAUGGGUGACCACCCUCUGCGAGGGCAAACGGAGCUGGACAUCGUCUGCACCAUCCUCAAGCUGUGCGCCGAGCAUGAGGUGCUACGGGAUGAGGUGUACUGUCAGAUCAUCAAUCAGGUCACUGACAACACCAGCUCCAAGCCGGACAGCUGCCAGAAGGGCUGGAGGCUGCUCUACAUUCUCACCGCCUAUUACAAGUGCUCUGAGGUGCUCAGGCCCUUCCUCCUGGCCUUCCUGCGGAAUGCCAGCCUGCGCCCAGAGCUGCCUUUCCAGGGCAUCUCCAAAGCCUGUGAGCAAAACCUGCGGAAAACCCUGCAGUUUGGUGGCCGCAGCCUUUUCCCCAGCAACAUGGAGCUCAAAGCCAUGGUGGCUGGGCGCAGCGCCAAGCGCCAGCUCUUCCUCCUGCCUGGUGGCAUCGAGCGGCACCUCAAGAUCAAGACAUGCUCAGUGGCUCUGGAUGUGAUAGAGGAGCUGUGCUGCGAAAUGGGGCUGCAGCGCCGAGAGGCUCUGGAUGAAUAUAUCCUCUUCGUGGUCACCAACAGAGGGCAGAGCGUGCGACCUCUGACACGCCGGGAGUACAUCUUGGAUGUGGCCACCGAGACCGAGCGCCUGGAUGCUGCCUACACCUUCUGGUGCCGCCGGGUGGUCUGGGGACAGCCCCUCAAGUUUGAUAACGAGCUCUACGUCACCGUGCACUACAACCAGGUCCUUCCUGACUACCUCAAGGGGCUGUUCACCGUCCUGCCGCCCACCAGGCCAGGAGAGCAGCACUUCCAGCAAGUGGCCAAGCUGGCUGCUCUCCAGCACCGAGCCAAGGAUGGCCACCACCUCCCCACCAUGCGGGAGGUACAGGACUACAUCCCCCCACAGCUCUUCCGCCUGCUGUCAGCCCCAUCCUGGCUGCACAUGGUGACCCAGCACAUGCAGCAAGCACAGGCACUCAGUGCCCACCAGGCCCGGGCGCAGUUCCUGGGGCUGCUGAGUGCCUGCCCCAUGUUCGGCUCAUCCUUCUUCUACAUUCAGAGCUGCAGCAACCACGCCAUCGUCUCACCCUGCAUCUUGGCCGUCAACCAGAACGGCCUCAACUUUCUCAGCAAGGAGACCCACGAGCCCGUGGCCAAGUUCUCGCUGAAGGAGCUGCAGGCGACCCGGACACAGCGCCCGGCGGCCGGCUCCAGCUCUCCUUAUGUGGAGAUCACCACCGGGGAGCUGCAGGCCCAGGGCGUCACCCAGCUGCAGUUGGAGCAGGGCCUGGAGCUGUGCCGCGUGGUGGCCGCGCACGUGGAGAGGCUACUGGGGGCGAGGGAGAAGAGGCUGACGCUGCCGCCCAGCGAGAUCACGCUCCUCUGA
This is a messenger RNA of Lagopus leucura (white-tailed ptarmigan), 9612 nucleotides long. RefSeq names its product myosin XVA (gene MYO15A). The record is from RefSeq and is a predicted model, not a curated record. Gene Ontology annotation, molecular function: protein binding; ATP binding; cytoskeletal motor activity. The transcript is spliced from 63 exons. The coding region runs from base 1 to 9612 and encodes 3203 amino acids. NCBI's taxonomy places the organism in Eukaryota, Metazoa, Chordata, Aves, Galliformes, Phasianidae. Gene Ontology annotation, cellular component: myosin complex; cytoskeleton.